AUGUUUUCAGAUUUGAAUCAGGUUAGACGGUACAAAAGGACGUCAUUAAUGCUACUAUCUCAGCAUUUUAGCGAAACGACUGUAACGCCUGGUGUCGAUAUAAGUCUCCAGUGCGUCAUCAAUGGUCCUCAUCCUGCAAGAUUUGUUUGGGAAAGGGAUGGUGUUGUUAUCUCUUCCAAUACAGAUUCGAGAUUCUCGAUCGGUCAAACGAUGACCACAGACGGAGGUGUUACCACACAGCUGAACAUAUCCCAUGUGAGAGUUGAUGAUGGCGGUCGGUAUGGUUGUGUCGCCUACCUCGGUGAUGCCGUUAUAUCACACGAAGAUAGAGUCAAUGUAUAUGGUCCGCCCUACAUCCGCACACUACCGCCCUUCAAAGUUCAAAGCGGUCAAAGUGUCACUCUCAGAUGCCCGUACUAUGGAUAUCCAAUAAGGGAAAUAUCAUGGGAGUAUAAAGGCAAAGAAAUACAUCCAGAAUCAACACAAUCUCGCUACAAACGAUUCAUCAACGAUACAGCAAUUAGCAUAGAAAUAUUCGGUCGAAAACCUAAAUUAAGACCUAGGAGAGAUUUAGCGAUGGUGUCAAGUGAUGGUGUUUUAAGUGUAAAUAAAGUUAGUAAAGCAGAAAAUGGCGGAACAUUCGCUUGUAUAGUUCGAAGUCCAUCUGGAGAGAUGGCUAAAAGAUCAUUCGAACUGCAAGUAGUAGAGGCGCCUCAGUUAGAAGAGAUACUGUUGGCGUCUGAUCUUCAAGAGGGACAAAUAGUACAAAUACAUUGUAAUUUAAAGAGCGGUGAUUCGCCAGUUUAUUACUCGUGGCUGAAAGAUGGAAAAAAGAUUCCUUCUCACCUGAAGAUCGUCGAGAGGAGCUUGGAAGUAUUCAGCGUACUUAUCAUCAAGAAUGUAUCGUUGGAACACUGCGGUACUUACACUUGUGUUGCGGCGAACCAUGUCGCUAAAGUUAAUAGGACUGUCAAUUUGUAUAUUAAAGUUGCCCCGAAAUGGAGCGAAGAGCCUCAGAACUCAUCUUUACUUUUGGGAAGGAACGGUCACGUGUCUUGCAGCGCUAAUGGAUACCCGCAGCCUCAGACUCAUUGGUUGAAGAAAGAUGUGAUAUCGGAAACAUGGCGCCCUGUGCUAGAGGUAGCGGGUGGCGGGGUUUUGAGUUUGUCAAACGGAUCUCUAAUAUUUGACUCAGUGGCGUUGUCAGACGCCGGUCUCUAUACUUGUCACGUUGAAAAUGGUGUUGGAGAAGCUCUUAGCAAGACUAUCUGGAUAUCUGUUAACAAACCGGUAACCUUCGAUAUCGUAACCCGCAACCUAACGGCAAAAUUGGGUCAACACAUUAGUAUCGAAUGUGCGGCGCGAGGGGACGACCCCAUAAGAAUUAUGUGGACGAGGAAUGGAAAACCCAUCAAUCCCCUUACUCAGAGGGUGAAAAUUUCUGAAGCUAAGACAGAGGAUGGAAUGGCAUCCAUAUUGGAACUACUUCAAACGGAGACAAGUGACGGCGCCUUGUAUCAGUGCAAAGCGGGGAACCCUUACGGAGCGGAUGUUUACAGUGUUUACUUAACUAUAUUGGAGCCCCCCAUCCCCCCCUCGGACCUGUCGGUGGACUCAGUGAAGAGCCGCUCGGUGCGCCUGUCGUGGCGGGACGCGGCUCGCCUCGCGCACUACUACUCCGUGCAGCUGGCCAGCGGAGCGCGCGCGGCGUGGCGCACCGUCAAUGUUACUAGGCUGGACGAGAUCCGUCACUCAGUGGACAUAGAAGAUCUAUCACCCGCAACGUCGUACACGGCUCGAGUGGCGGGUGGAAACCGUGCAGACCUUAGUGCAUACUGUGCACCUGUGAGAUUCACCACCAGCGAGGAAGCCCCCUCGUCCCCUCCGCUAGGGGUUCAGCUGGAACAAACCGACAGUCCCGGAGAGCUCCGCGCACGCUGGCUGCCGCCGCCCGCCGACACUCACAACGGACUCGUACUGGGCUACCGGCUGAGGGCCGUGCCUCAGAUCCCCGGGGUCAAUGAAAAUCAAGAAAGCAAUGACAAAAUAAUCAAGACGUCGUCACUUUAUUCCAAACAAGAAACAAUCAUUAGUGGACUUCUAAAAGGAGUCAGGUAUUCGGUAUCAAUAGCGGCCUUCAACAGCGCGGGCAACGGUCCCUUCUCGACACCGCUCUUCCAGGACACGAGGGAGGGAGCCCCAGAAGAAGGUCCGACGUCAGUGGAAUGCGGUGGAGUAACGUCUACAGCUUUACGUAUCAGUUGGCAACCGAUACCGCCUUACAAACAAGCCGGCGCGUUGAUUGGCUACUCUGUGCUGUACGCUGCUCAAGGUCGUCACUGGCAAAACGCGACGUCUCUUGUAACCGAAAUCCGGCUCCAAGGACUAACAAAAUACACUAACUACACAGUCAAAGUGGCUGGCUUCUCAAACUAUGGUAUCGGACCAUAUUCCUUUCCCAUUGUUUGUUCAACGCUCCAAGACGUACCGGAUGCACCAGCUGAGAUAAAAUUACUGACGCAGUCGGCCACGUCUCUUCUUGUUAGCUGGAAGAGACCGAAGCAACCGAAUGGAAGGUUACUGCACUACACUGUCUACUGUAAACCAACUGCGAGUAACGAUGGCCCUCAAAUACACCGCGUAGAUGUGGAAGCAGAUAUUGAACCGUACGAACAAACGCAGAGUUUAGAGUUGAAAGGGCUUUACGAAGGGCGCCAGUACGACGUGUGGGUGACCGCAAGUACCGCUGUGGGCGAAGGGCCGGAAAGUCGGCGAGUUACUAACACUCCGUCGCAAAAAGUGGUGGCGGGCGUGUGGUCGCUGGGCGGCGCGGUGACGGCGGCGGUGCGGCGCGCGCUGCUGCUGGCGUGCCGCAGCGUGGGCGCGCCGCCGCCGCGCACCGUGUGGUACCACAACCACAACAUCAUCACGCACCACCCGCGCUUCACGAGGAACCACGACGACAGCCUGCUCAUCAACAGUAUAGAUCAGUCGCUAAGCGGCAACUACACCUGUUUAGCGAAGAACUUGUACGGCUCCGACUCGGUCGUGUAUACCGUCAAAGUACUACCGCUACCCGAUCCGCCGAUUUUGAGGGCGACGCCUUACAAAGAUUCCAUUGUUGUGAAAUGGGAUGAAAUCAAGACGUCGAACGACUCCACGGGCUACGGAAUAAGCUAUAAUCUGACAUGGCGUGAAGAGGACGGAUUAUGGCAGGAAGCCUGGCCAAGCACAAGAGAGACCAGGAUACCGGGGGUCCAGCAACACACGAUAUCAGGCCUUAAAUGUGGCACCAAAUACUCAAUACGCGUGACGGCUACCGAUAAUGUCGGGACGUCGGCUCCGGCGCACAUCGAUGUCAUGACCUUGGGCGGAGCUCCGGUAGCGCCCCCAACAACCGACUGGUUAUGGAGCAACGCGACACACAUAUACAUACAACUAAGUGGAUGGGACGAUGGAGGGUGUGACGUCACGAAAUGGGAAGUCGAGUAUCGCUUACUUGGCAGUAGCUUCUGGCAUCGCGCUGAUAACUUAGCGGCCGGCGAGCGGCAGCUGGGCUGGCUGGGCGCGGGCGCGUGGGCGGUGGGCGCGCUGGCGCCGGCGCGCUGGUACCAGCUGCGCGUGCUGGCGCGCAACGACGCGGGCGCCGCCGCCGCGCUCUACACGUACGCCACCAAGACGCUCGCCGGCGAGGAAAUAGGUCCUCCGUCGGAUUUCUUCGACUUGAACAUGCUGGUGAUAACCUGCAGCUCCGUACUGCUCGUGAUAUGUCUGCUGGCCUUCACUUGUAUCUUAUUAAGGAGACAAAGGCAGAACUACUCAUCACAAUACCGUCAUUCUAUCGCCGACGAGGUGAAGUCUCGGAACGAAAGUGUCGCCUCUCAGUCCGAACAUAAGGAAAGAUACGCUCAUACGCCCCGGAUAUACACUUCUCCUGUUCAUCCCAGGAAGGGUAAAAAUGAAAUGUUCGAGAUAAGUCCAUACGCAGAAUUCGCGUUAGGCUUCAGGACAUUCGACCAUGUUGAGAAUCAAGACCUACCCAGCAGACUGCCGAGUAGACCGAGGUUCGAUACGGAGACCAGUUUUCAAACUCGUUCCGAGUCUGAUGACAGUGACAGCACGUCAAAAGCAACGGUCUCAGGGAUGCCUAGACGACACUGCCGAACACCGCACAACAGGUAAAAAUUAGGAUUUUUAUUUUAAUAUAAUAUUAGUAUUUAAAUAA
This is a messenger RNA of Melitaea cinxia (Glanville fritillary), 4225 nucleotides long. RefSeq names its product Down syndrome cell adhesion molecule-like protein Dscam2. The coding region runs from base 1 to 4182 and encodes 1393 amino acids. The transcript is spliced from 29 exons. Gene Ontology annotation, biological process: cell-cell adhesion. Gene Ontology annotation, molecular function: protein binding. NCBI's taxonomy places the organism in Eukaryota, Metazoa, Arthropoda, Insecta, Lepidoptera, Nymphalidae. The record is from RefSeq and is a predicted model, not a curated record.